AUGGCUCGGAAAUUCUUGGGCCUCGAUGGCACCAAGCUGCAGAUCGCCAUCGGUCUGCUGGCCGGCAUGGACUUUCUGCUCUUCGGCUACGACCAGGGUGUGACGGGUGGUCUGUUGACCCUUCAAUCGUUCAACUCUGUGUUCCCUAGCAUUCAGACUUCGGGAAUGGUCAUGCAUGACGGCGUACUUACACCCUGGAAGAAGCUUCCACCAUCGGUUACCAGUUAUCGGACUACGAAGCAAGGUAUUGUCGUCGCAGCGUACAACUUGGGAUGUUUUGCAGGCUCUAUUCCCACCAUCUGGGUCGGUAACAUGCUGGGUCGCCGUCGUGCGAUCUUCAUCGGUUCUGCCAUCAUGAUCGUUGGCGCCAUUCUUCAGUGCACCUCAUACGAUCUGGCGCAGCUGAUCGUUGGUCGCCUGGUGACUGGAUUCGGAAACGGCAUAAACACCUCCACUGUUCCUACUUGGCAAUCGGAGUGCUGCAAGUCCCACCGCCGCGGCCAGAUGGUCAUGAUUGAAGGUGCUAUGAUUACCUGCGGUAUCACCAUCAGUUACUGGAUUGACUUCGGUCUGAUGUUCGCGGACCCCAACCCUGUCGCUUGGCGGUUUCCGCUGGCUUUCCAGUGCUUCUUUGCCCUGGUCAUCGUCGCUUUGGUCAUGUUCCUUCCCGAGUCUCCUCGCUGGCUCAUCUUGAAGGGCCGCGAAGAGGAGGCCAAGGAGGUCCUAGCGACGCUGAUGGGUGAGGGUACCGACGAGAUGUUCCUGGAGACUGAGUUCACGGCCAUCAAAGCAACUGUGCUGGAAAUGGCCCAGGGCUCGCUGCGCGACAUGUUCACGAUGGGCCCGGAUCGUCAUUUCCACCGUACUAUGCUGGCCUACGUCAACCAGAUGUUCCAACAGAUCUCGGGUAUCAAUCUGAUCACCUACUACAUCCCCACUAUUUUGGAAGACCACGUCGGAUUGAGCGGAGUUGAGUCGCGUCUGAUCUCUGCGUGCAAUGGUACCGAAUAUUUCCUGGCCUCCUGGGUGGCUGUAUUCACUGUUGAGAAGUUCGGCCGCCGCACUCUGAUGCUCUUCGGUGCUGCUGGCAUGUCGGCUUCCAUGGUUAUCCUCGCAAUUGUCGACAGCAUCUCCUCCAAGCCCGAGAACCUGAACACUCCCGUCGCUGCCAAGGCCGGUAUUGCCCAAGCGGUCUUCCUGUUUGUGUUCAACACCUUCUUCGCCAUCGGAUGGCUCGGUAUGACCUGGCUCUACCCAGCUGAGAUUGUGCCCCUGCGGAUUCGUGCUCCGGCCAACGCCUUGUCGACUUCGUCCAACUGGAUCUGGAACUUCAUGGUCGUCAUGAUCACCCCGGUUGCUUUCAACAAUAUCGGCUACCAGACCUACGUGGUCUUUGCUGUGAUUAAUGCCUUUAUCGUGCCCGUCGUCUACUUCUUCUUCCCGGAAACCACCUCGCGAUCCCUGGAGGAGAUGGACCGCAUCUUCCGCAAGACCACAAAUGUAUUCAACGUGGUCUCGCUCGCUCGCAACGAGCCGCACAUGUACGGUCCCAAUGGCGAACUCCUUCGCACUCUGGAUGAUGUCGAGGAUGAGGCUGUUCGUCGCGCUAGCUUCUUGAACCAGCAACACAAGAAGAGCCAUGAGACCCACCGCGAGAACGCCGAGAAGGACAGCGAGAACACCAGCGAAUAG
Molecule: messenger RNA, 1692 nt
Organism: Penicillium riverlandense
Lineage: Eukaryota; Fungi; Ascomycota; Eurotiomycetes; Eurotiales; Aspergillaceae
Product: General substrate transporter
Exons: 3
Coding region: 1-1692 (563 amino acids)
Biological process (GO): carbohydrate transport; transmembrane transport
Cellular component (GO): membrane
Molecular function (GO): carbohydrate:proton symporter activity
Source: RefSeq, a predicted model, not a curated record